ACGAUUUCGAGACGAAACUUUUUUCGCGCCCGUCCGAGGGCGCGUGCGCGUUGCUCUUUACCGUCUGGCCGUCGUCAACUAGCGAACGAUUGCAAAUGGCGACAGCCACGAAAUCUUUGGCACCGACUCGCGAAUAGUUUCACGCUCACCGUGCACUUCGCGACCGAGCCGCACGCUCGAACGCUGCCCCCUAAGCCAGAUCGGUGGUUCAAGCGAAAGGAGCCAAGAUGCCGGCUGUUAGAGGCGAUGGCAUGCGAGGUUUAGCCGUCUUUAUUUCAGACAUUAGGAAUUGUAAAAGUAAAGAAGCGGAAAUCAAGAGAAUAAACAAGGAAUUGGCAAAUAUACGUAGCAAGUUCAAAGGAGACAAGACGCUCGACGGCUAUCAGAAGAAGAAAUAUGUGUGCAAGCUUCUGUUUAUUUUCUUGCUCGGUCACGACAUUGAUUUCGGGCACAUGGAAGCGGUUAAUUUGCUUUCCUCGAACAAAUAUUCGGAAAAACAAAUCGGUUAUCUUUUUAUAUCAGUUUUAGUAAAUACCAACAGCGAUCUCAUUAAAUUGAUAAUCCAAAGUAUAAAGAACGAUCUUGCGUCCCGCAAUCCAAUCCAUGUAAAUCUCGCGCUGCAAUGCAUCGCCAAUAUCGGCAGCAAAGAGAUGGCAGAGGCAUUUGGGAACGAGAUACCAAAGUUACUCGUCUCUGGGGAUACCAUGGACGUGGUCAAGCAAAGCGCAGCGUUGUGCCUGCUGCGACUGUUGCGCACUGCCCCGGACGUCGUUCCUAGCGGAGAAUGGACGUCUCGCAUAGUACAUCUUUUGAACGAUCAACAUCUGGGGGUCGUGACCGCGGCGGCGUCGCUGAUAGACGCGCUUGUCAAAAGGAAUCCGGACGAGUACAAGGGCUGCGUCAGCCUGGCCGUCUCCAGAUUGAGCAGAAUCGUUACGUCGAAUUACACGGACCUGCAGGAUUACACUUACUACUUCGUGCCGGCACCGUGGCUGUCGGUAAAAUUAUUGAGAUUGUUGCAAAAUUACACGCCGCCGGCCGAGGAUCCGGGAAUCAGAGGAAGACUGAACGAGUGCCUGGAGACCAUAUUGAACAAGGCUCAAGAACCACCAAAAUCCAAAAAAGUACAACAUUCUAACGCGAAGAACGCGGUUCUCUUCGAGGCCAUUAGUCUAAUUAUUCACAACGACAGCGAACCGAAUUUAUUGGUACGCGCGUGCAAUCAGCUGGGUCAGUUUUUGUCAAAUCGCGAGACGAACCUACGUUAUUUGGCUCUCGAGUCGAUGUGCCAUUUAGCGACGUCAGAAUUCUCUCACGAGGCCGUGAAGAAGCAUCAAGAGGUGGUCAUAUUGUCGAUGAAGAUGGAAAAGGACGUGUCCGUGAGGCAGCAAGCGGUGGACCUCUUGUACGCCAUGUGCGACAAGAGCAACGCGGAAGAGAUAGUACAAGAAAUGUUGAAUUACCUCGAGACUGCGGAUUAUUCCAUCAGAGAGGAAAUGGUUCUCAAGGUAGCGAUUUUAGCUGAGAAAUAUGCUACCGAUUAUACCUGGUACGUUGACGUUAUCCUAAAUCUAAUCAGGAUAGCUGGCGACUAUGUCUCGGAAGAAGUCUGGUAUAGAGUUAUACAGAUCGUAAUUAACAGAGACGACGUACAAGGAUACGCCGCUAAAACCGUUUUUGAGGCCCUGCAAGCGCCGGCGUGUCACGAGAACAUGGUCAAGGUCGGCGGAUACAUUUUAGGAGAAUUCGGUAAUCUCAUCGCCGGCGAUCAGCGAUCGUCCCCGUCCGUACAAUUUCAGCUGUUACAUUCCAAAUAUCACCUGUGCUCUCCGAUGACGCGGGCUUUGCUACUGUCCACCUACAUCAAGUUCGUCAAUCUCUUCCCCGAGAUACGGACCCAGAUCCAGGACGUGUUCAGACAACACAGCAACUUGCGUAGCGCGGACGCCGAGCUUCAGCAAAGAGCCUCCGAAUAUUUACAAUUGAGCAUAAUAGCCUCUACGGACGUCUUGGCCACCGUAUUGGAGGAAAUGCCCGCGUUCCCGGAACGGGAGUCCUCGAUUCUCGCCGUUCUGAAGAAGAAGAAACCUGGCCGCGUGCCGGAGAACGAGAUCAGGGAAAGCAAGAGCCCGGCGCCGAACGCCAAUCAUCACGCCGAACCGCCGUCCGUCGCAGCGGUUUCCGCCGUGAACAAUACCUCCGCGGAUCUGUUGGGCUUGUCGACGCCACCUUCGUCGCAGCCGUCCAGCAAUACCGGCGUUCUUUUGGACGUUCUGGGUGACAUAUACAAUAUGCCGAAUAAAGUUGGCGCGACGAACGGUACUCAAAACAUGUACAAUCCUAAAAAAUUCGUUUGUAAAAACAACGGGGUGCUCUUCGAGAACGAUUUGAUUCAAAUCGGAGUGAAAUCCGAAUUCCGACAAAAUCUAGGACGCGUUGGGCUUUUCUACGGCAACAAAACUCAGUACGCGUUGCAUAGUUUUCAACCGCAGCUGUCGUGGUCGGAGGAGAAUCAAGCGAAGUUGGCCGUUCAAGUUAAGCCCGUCGAUCCUGUCCUGGAAGCUGGCGCGCAGAUUCAACAGAUGAUCAAUGCCGAGUGCAUCGACGACUACAGCGAUGCCCCCAGUAUGCUCAUAUCUUUCAUUUACAAUAACGUACCGCAGAAAAUUACGAUGAAGUUACCAUUAACGAUAAACAAAUUCUUCGAGCCGACGGAGAUGAACGGGGAGUCUUUCUUCGCACGAUGGAAGAACCUCGGAGGGGCGAAUCAACAACGCUCGCAAAAGAUAUUCAAAGCGCAACAACCGAUGGACUUGGCCCAGGUCCGUACAAAAUUGCAAGGAUUUGGAAUGCAGUUGUUGGACGGGAUCGAUCCGAAUCCCGACAAUUUCGUUUGCGCGGGCAUAGUUCAUAUGAGAGCUCAGCAAGUUGGAUGCUUGUUACGUCUUGAGCCCAAUAAACAGGCGCAGAUGUUCCGAUUAACCGUACGUUCGAGUAAAGAGUCUAUGUCGGUCGAGAUCUGUGACCUGCUAGUGGACCAAUUUUAAUAAGGCCUAGCAGGCGUGCACGAGCGACGAAAGAAGCUGGUUUAUGGGCGACGUCGCGGGAAGAGCACCGAAUGUUUCUCGCGCCGUACGCCAGAAGAAGCAAAUACUGAUAAUUAAUCGUUAAGAAGCGUGCGUUGUACCCAAGCUUACGGAUAGACCUUUGAUUGCUAUAAUAUCUAUCGCCAACGCGAGGAAAAUGAUGCUCUCAAGAGAUAUUUGAUGGCACGAUAACGAGUAAGAUGGCGGGUAAAAGAGAAGAAAAAAAAAAAUAUAUAAGUAACGGGGUUUCCUAAACAGCCUAGCGUUAGGACGUAAGAUUACUAUAAACGAGAGAAAACAAAGUCGGAAAGGACAAAACGAAAGUUAAAUGAUAUAUGCCGCAAGUAUCAUUAUACUUUGUGUAUCGUUUCUACGCGACGUUUCCAUCUUAUUAGACUCAGCAUUCCGGCACAGACGUAACGUAUGUACCUUUAGUUUCUAAUACCGCGUGUCGGUUCGUCGUGAACGUUCUCCUCAACGUUCGAAAUCUUUUCUGGCUCCGAAUUUUCGACCAGCAGAGAAGGAAGAAAGUAAUCAUUAUUCGCAUCCGCGUCUAAUUUCAAUUUUUUUUUGUUUUCUUCGUAUUUCUUUUCUUUUUUGGAAAGCGACCAUUUCCAUGUGUAUUCUGUCUGUCCGUCUGCUACUGCUGUGCGCGCGUACGUGUGUGCGUGGAUGGAUGGGUGUCUCUGCGUGUGGAUGAGUGCGCGCGAGUGACACUCGUGCCGUGCAGAACAAACGGUGUGUGUACGUUUUUUUUUUUUUUUUUUUUUUUUUUUUUUUUAUAGCGAGCAUCGAACGAACCCGAAUAAUCCCUCGAUAUACACGUAAUUGUAACGGCAUUGACGCAACAUAUCGGUUCUCACAGCACGCGCACUCAUUUGUCACAAGUGCCAUUGUCCGCUGUCCACUCGGUAAAGGUCUUUUCCUUUGUCAUUACGAUUUCUCCCGAGCUUCUUCCCUCUCUCUUUUUAUAUCUUUUUUUCAUCGCUGUGCGCGAUCGGGUCGCGCGCAACGAUUACUAGAUUUUAGCCCGAUUACCGCGGUCUCCAUGAUAUUAGUAGUCGAUUCAGCUUUAAUAUUCUCCCGCGUUUAAAGGAGCUCGACGAUAAAGAUACCUACGAUCGGUUCGUUUUUCUCCUCUUACUUCCCACGAUUCCCUCCGCUGUCUCCGUUUUAUCCAUUUAAAGGCGCGGGAUAGAUCCAUGGCUGGUAAAUUUCCUGAUUCGUAAGUGAUAUAGAAAACGGAUGACGAUUAUGUUGACGUUGAUGACGAUUGUCGGAAACGUAAGAUGCCGUAGCUUUUUGGCGAAUAAUCGAGCGUUAAUGAAUUAGUUAAUUUCCAUGUAAGCAUGACUAUAGAUCGAUCUUUAAUUAAUUUUAACGAGUUUUACGUGAGAUGUAUAUUUCAGUAGUAACAUAUGUAAUGGACGCGCGCGUGUACAUUGUACAGGUGAUAUUUACAAUGCACUUCUAUGCAUACAAAGGGUUGCGUGACCUAUAUAUAUGUACGUGUUAACGAUAUUAUCGAGAGAAGAGAGAAAAGAAGAAAAAGGGAAAAAAAGAAAAGAGCAGCUUUAAGCGGCGUUGAGACAUGAUACAUAGUUUACGGAAGACGAUAAUAAUUAAUCCAGAUGAUUGUAAAGAUCUAUUCAAUUGUAAAUAAGUAAUUUCCAUUAUAAUAAUUAGAAGCAAUCCGUUAAUGCGGCUGCUUUUCGCGAGACACAGUAGAUCGCAGUACUCGUAGCCUCGAGAGAAACACUCGACUUAAUUUUCUUUUCUUUCUUCUCUCUUUUUUCUUUUCUUUUCUUUUCUUUUCUUUUCUUUUCUUUGCUUUUCUUUUUUUCUUGUUUCUUUGUUCUUUUUUCUUUUUCGUUAGUAUUCACACUCACGUUUUCCCCUCUUUUCUUCUAGUACUUUUCGUACAAAGGCAUUCAAUGCCUUUUGCCUAUAUUUUUUUCUCUUUAUUUAAUCCUAAGUCCACAUUAUUGUACAAUGAUAUAGAUACAUAUCUGUUGAAUGUGAAUGUUAACUUAUAAUAUAUUGUCAAAGUUAUUCGGUUAAAUGCGUUUCAUCGUCGGGUCUACGAAUUUUACAGAAUCGAAAAGAUGCCUACAUUCUUACGUAUUACGUCGCGUAGUAAUGUCUUGUUGAAAAAAAAAGGGGAAAAAAAAUAUGAAAGACAAAAGCCUGUAAAAAAAAUUUAGAUUUCAAGUGCAAGGAAAAAGUAAACGACGGAUAUUCGUGGACAAUAAGUAUUACAGGCGAUCUUGCGGAUAGCUUAACUGCGACAAGAGAUUAAAAAAAAAAAAAAAAAAAAAAAAA
This is a messenger RNA of Vespula pensylvanica (western yellowjacket), 5408 nucleotides long. RefSeq names its product AP-2 complex subunit alpha (gene AP-2alpha). Gene Ontology annotation, cellular component: AP-2 adaptor complex; membrane coat. The record is from RefSeq and is a predicted model, not a curated record. The transcript has 14 exons. Gene Ontology annotation, biological process: clathrin-dependent endocytosis; intracellular protein transport. Gene Ontology annotation, molecular function: clathrin-cargo adaptor activity. The coding region runs from base 228 to 3047 and encodes 939 amino acids. NCBI's taxonomy places the organism in Eukaryota, Metazoa, Arthropoda, Insecta, Hymenoptera, Vespidae.